Molecule: messenger RNA, 2873 nt
Organism: Tachysurus vachellii
Lineage: Eukaryota; Metazoa; Chordata; Actinopteri; Siluriformes; Bagridae
Gene: golga5
Product: golgin A5
Exons: 13
Coding region: 185-2452 (755 amino acids)
Biological process (GO): Golgi organization; retrograde transport, vesicle recycling within Golgi
Cellular component (GO): Golgi cisterna; Golgi membrane
Source: RefSeq, a predicted model, not a curated record
AUCAGUGGACACUCUGUUUUGGGGUCCUUCCAGUUCCUGGUCCACGUCAAGCAGGCUUUGGGUUUGUGAUGAUCAAACGGGAAGGAAAAUAGUUUUAACAGCGACGGCACUGGGUUUAUUUUCCCUCUAGAAGAUGCCGGCUGACGUUUUGCUCUCUGGACAUUGAUACAGAAAAGACCCCAAGAUGUCUUGGUUUGUCGACCUAGCCGGCCGAGCCGAGGAUUUCCUGAACAAAGUGGACCAGGGGGCCGCCAGCGCUCUGACCAAACCAUCGAGCAACAGUUCUUCCUCAGCAUCCUUCAACCCUCUGGAGCCGGAUGUAACUCCGUACAGCUCUCCGUACGAGCCGCCUCACAGCUACACGUCCCACCAGACGCACGGCUUCGUCUCUGCUGCUGCAGAGAACAUUAAGAAAUCCAAAGCCACUGCGUUAGCAGGCACAGCUAACGUGUCCAGCACAACACUUCUGGGUUCAGCUGUUAGCAACAGUGGUGGUGGUGGUGGUGGUGGUGGUGGAGGUGGUGGUCCGGUCAAAGCCUCAUCCAACUUUGUGAGGCCCAGACGAUCUGAAGUGGACGAUGAUCUGCUCUUUGACUUCCUGAACAGCUCAGAUCCACCGCAGAGCGACAGGAAGGAGGUGAGGAGAGACACAGCUGUCCUGAUGACUGGUGAAGCAUCGUCUCAGGGUCAGGUGACUGUCCCGUCCACUCCGGCUACUCCUCCUUCUGCACGGGCUCUGUCCAGAACGUCCAGCCUCAGUUCCCUCACUGCGAGCACACACAGCACCAAGACUGAGAAUGACGUCACUCGAGACGGAAGCCAAGGUGACACACCAGACAGCACAGAUUCAGGCCUGGCAGCUGUUGCAGAUGUUCAGACGGUGGUGGAGUUGGGCCUGGCUCAGGAGGACCAGCUCAGUCAGGCGGUGUCUGGUUUGCGCUUGGAGAACCAGCUCCUGCGCAGUGAAGUGUCCUCACUCAACCAGGAGAUGGCGUCGCUCAUCCAGAGAGCCAAGGACACACAGGAGGAGCUGAACCAGACUCGAUCUCGUUCUGACAAGUGGAACACAGAGCGGAGUCGCUCGGACCAUGCCAUUAGGGAGCUGAGGGCGCAGGUUGAUGACCUCACCCAGGCUCUGUCGGCCAAAGACUCUCAGCUGGCGGUGCUCAGGGUGCGACUGGACGAGGCGGAUCAGUUACUGAAGUCCAGGAGCUCGGCCCUGGAGGAGGCUCAGAGCGAGAGGACCAGGAUCCUGCAGGACAACAGCGAGGGGAUCAGUCUGCACUCUCAAGCCCUACACACCCUGCAGGAGCGCCUCCGUGAGGCCGAGGCGACUCUGAACAGAGAGCAGGACAACUACAGACAGAUGCAGAGCGAGUUUGGGACUCGGCUGGCGAGGACGGAGGCCGAGCGACAGACUUUGGCCGAAUCGUUGAAGGGUUCAGAGCGCAGAGCGACAGAGGAGAGACAGAGAGCCGAGGAGCUCCAGCAGCAGGCCAGAAGCGCGCGAGCUGCAGCUGAUUAUGCCAAGCAGGAGCUGCAGGACUACAAGAACAAAGCCUCACGCAUCCUCCAGUCCAAAGAGAAACUAAUCAGCAGUCUGAAGGAGGGCUCGGCUCUGGAGGCGCUGGACACCGGAGGAACAGCUGAAGUGGAGCUGGAGGAGUUACGGCACGAGAAGGAGCUCCAGAAGGAGGAGAUCCAGAAGCUUCAGGCUCAGAUACAGAGCUUACGUUCAGAAAUACAGGAGCUGGAGAACCAGGCUGUGGUGGAGGCCGAGAGCUGGAGAGAGCAGCAGAUGGAGCUACAGGAGCAAAACUCCCAACUGAGUCAACAGAAACAAGAGAUCGAGGCUGAACUGGAGCGCUGCAAACAGGAGAUGACUUAUGUGGAGGAGGAACAUCAUCGCACUAAAAACACACUGCAGAGUCGUAUCAAAGACAGAGAGGACGAGAUCCAGAAACUCAGGAACCAGAUUACUAAUAAAGCUCUGAGCAGCAGCAGCCAGACGGAGCUGGAAGGCCGUCUUCAUCAGCUCACUGAGACCCUGAUCCAGAAACAGACCAUGCUGGAGGCUCUGGGCACAGAGAAGAGUUCACUCGUCUUCCAGCUAGAGCGGCUCGAGCAGCAGCUGAAGAGUGUCCAGAGAGGCCAGAGCGGCGGCGCACACAUCAACAUGGCCACCAUGGAGGGAGCAGGUGCAAGGCAGAGAAACACACCUUUGCUGUUCGGCGAUCAGGACGGCACAGAGUCAGGUGUGUACGGGAAAGUGCGCAAAGCAGCCAGCACCAUAGAUCGCUUCAGCAUCCGGUUAGGGAUCUUUCUCAGACGCUACCCCAUGGCUAGAGUCUUUGUAAUUGUUUAUAUGGCACUACUGCACCUCUGGGUGAUGAUCGUCCUGCUGACAUACACACCUGAGAUGCAUCCACAGUCUCAUCCUGAUGGCAGAUAGAAGACUUUAUAAUUUAAAUGAAAUCUUUAUCAGAUGCUCUACAUGUAUAGAAUGAAGCCGGAACGUCUGCCAGCAGCUGGACGACAGCGAACACGCUUUCUGAUCGAACGUUAUUUUCUUUCUCAUUCCUUCAUCCCCUCUUUAUUUCGUCCUCCUCCUCCCUCUUCUCUUCUUUUCGUUUGAAACGAAUCAUCUGCAGCGAGGAAACAGAAUUGAGCGACAUAUUUAAAGACAGGGUUCUAUUUCAUUUUCCUUGUGGAAGAUUUGUUUGUAUUUUUCCUCCUGGUUACUACACGACUUUAACACUUUGGUUUAUUAUAACAGACAGUAAAGACAGAGACCAAGCUGUCUGUUUGCUACAAAUCUAAUAAAAUAUGAUUGAAGGUAAAAUAAGUGAAUAAACAUUUUAAAACUGGACAAA